Phoenix dactylifera (date palm) is the source of this 1023-nucleotide messenger RNA. Its product is annotated as major pollen allergen Ole e 10. The record is from RefSeq and is a predicted model, not a curated record. NCBI's taxonomy places the organism in Eukaryota, Viridiplantae, Streptophyta, Magnoliopsida, Arecales, Arecaceae.
UUUAUGACAGCUACGAGUCCCUGGGCACCGAGCCUUGUACCAUCCGCUGAGCCCUCUGCUCGCCAUUAAAUAAAUUUACCAGCACUCAGCAGCAAUCCUUUUUAGUACAUAUCCCAUCCAUAAAUCAACAAAAAUCCAACCUUUUCUAUUUGAAAGAGGUGCUCAUGUACAGCCUCUUGGAUUGCUCCCAAAGCACUUUCUAGUUUCUUCCCCAGAGAGAGAGAGAGAGAGAGAGAGGAGUUGGCGGUGGUUGGCCAUGAGGAGAAAAGAGUGGAUCAUCCAUGGCCUUUUGAUCUUGGAAUGCUGCAUGGCCUGUGCACUGGGGGCAUCAGUCCAGCAGAAGGCUGAGUCUGUCACACCAAUCUCAACCUUCUCUCCACCGGAGGGCAACACGACAUUCGUCGAUGGCACCACAUGGUGUGUGGCCCGGCCGGGAGUCUCCCAGGAGGACCUUCAGAAUGCACUCGAUUGGGCCUGUGGACUGGGUGCAGCCGAUUGCUCUGCGGUCCAACCCGAUGGCCCCUGCUACCAACCCGACACUCUGCUCUCCCACGCGUCCUAUGCCUUCAACAGCUACUACCAGCAGAAUGGCAACUCCGACAUUGCCUGCAACUUUGGUGGCACUGCAACCAUCACUUCUAGCAAUCCGAGUUAUGAAUCCUGCGUGUAUCUUACUUCAGAGCCUGCAUCUGCUUCAUCGCCGCCGCUCGCAGGGAGUUUUACAUGGAAGGGUUUGGUAAUCUCGAUUUUCUUGUGCUUAAUUGCCGGCAAUUGAUGAUGCAUCAUUGGAGGGGAUGCGGGAUCAGCGUACAUCGCGGAUGGCAGAAUUCAUCUGUUUUGAUGGACCUGUUCUUGAUGGAUGGUGGUGGUAAUUGUUUAUAAUUUAUAUAAAAUUUUUGAGGUUUUAUGAGGUUUAUAUAUAUAUAUAUAUAUGUAGGAUUGAUAUAGCAUGCUAUAAUUGUUUUAGCACCUCCUGGUAUAUCAUGUAUCAUGAAUGCUGGAAAUGCAAAAGACAAUUGGCAA